UAAACGGAGAACUAUAAUUUGCUGAUAGAUUCAUUUUGACCUGCUAAAUCUUCUAAAUCUGCUGAAUCUUUUAGAAUCUAUAACAAUGCUGGUUUUGUUGGUGAGUUUUUUGGCACUGGGUUCCACCGAGAACUUAGCGAAUCUAUUUAUAGAUCAGACAGAUUUAGCAGGACUGCCACUAACAGUUGAAAGAUUUAAGCUGUUUUCUCACAACGUGAAAAAGAUCAAAGCUCUAAACUCAGAAUCUGGCGGAAGAUGGAAAGCGGCAGUAAACAAAUUCACACUCAUGACAGCCGCGGAACGAGCAGGCUACAAAGGCCUUAAUGCGACUCACGACCGUGUAGAAACCAGCAAUCCUAGCUCCCUCCCCAAAGGGCCAGAGUCAGUAAACUGGAGGGAACAAGGUCACGUGACUCCUUCUCGAGAACAAUGGGGUUGUGGUUCAUGUUGGGCCUUCGCAGCAGUGGCAGUGAUAGAGACCCGGGCAGCUGCAGCAGGCAGCGGUAAAGAGUCUCUCAGUGACCAGGAAAUAGUGGACUGUGCCAGCCCCUACAGAGAUGGGUGUGAUGGCGGAGACAGCUUGAAGGCAUUCGAGUACGUGUACGAGAGGGAGGUAUUGAGUAAACAGGCUGACUACAAAUACAUUGGCAGAUCAAACCCUAAAUGUCUGGCUGAAGGUAAAGUUAGUGGAAUAACUAAUGUGAAGCAGAGAUAUUAUUCCUACAGGUAUGGGGCUGAUCAGAUGAUAGCAGCCCUGGCUGAUGGCCCCAUCGUCGUGGAGUUCAACGCCAUCGAACCUUUCUUCUACUACAAAACGGGGAUAUUUGACUAUCCUAAAUGUGGUCCGCAAGUAGACCACGCUAUGGCUGCUGUGGGUUAUGCUCCGGAUUAUGUACUGCUGAAGAACAGCUGGGGACCGAGCUGGGGAGAGGAAGGGUUCGCUAAAGUAGCUAGAGGUUACAACUUGUGUGGUAUGUACAAGUGGGGAUUCCAUCCCAACUUUCUACCAGACACUUCAACGCAGGAGGAGGAAUGAAAUUUUGAUCAUAUAUAGUUAGGUAGCUCAAUAGAACGGUGAAUGUUUGAC
Bolinopsis microptera is the source of this 1087-nucleotide messenger RNA. RefSeq lists its product as uncharacterized. The coding region runs from base 86 to 1036 and encodes 316 amino acids. NCBI's taxonomy places the organism in Eukaryota, Metazoa, Ctenophora, Tentaculata, Lobata, Bolinopsidae. The transcript has a single exon. Gene Ontology annotation, molecular function: cysteine-type endopeptidase activity. Gene Ontology annotation, cellular component: lysosome. The record is from RefSeq and is a predicted model, not a curated record.